GACGCAGGAUGGAAUAUUAGCAUUUUUUUUUAUCCUCAGUCUCUUAUACUAGCUUUCGGAGUGGGCAUGUCUGUUGUGGAGACUGUAGCCUAUUCAAACCGCACUCGUCUAUUUCGUAUGCAUAUUGGGUGGAGAGCAAGCGUACCAUCAUUUGCUUAUGGCACACCAGUACAUUAACUACUUUUCUUUAGAGAUUGUAAAUGGUGAUAGUAGGUUACAAGCAUUCUUAAAGCGUUCCCUCUUUGGAUAGAAUACCCAUCCUUGCGCAGCGCGUUAUCAGCCAUGGAGCCCUUUACGCACUGCAGAUAACAAGUAUUUGUGAAACAAAGAAAACAUGAACAAAGGGAUGGAUCAACGCUUCAAGUGACAUAUAUAGAUUAUUUUUUACUUCAAAGGAACUCUGUAUAGUUAUGGCCGCACUACGGAGGAAAUUUGGAGAAGACUAUCAGGUAGUUAAUACAAACCGUGACACAGCCACCUUUUCUGCGCCUGUCAAAAAGAAACGCCAGCGGUUCGUUGAAAAGAACGGUCGAUGCAACGUGCAGCACGGGAACUUAGGCGGGGAAACCAGUCGGUACAUAUCCGACCUUUUCACCACCUUAGUGGAUCUCAAGUGGCGAUGGAACUUGCUUAUUUUCGUUUUGACCUACACAGUAGCAUGGCUGGUCAUGGCUUCUAUGUGGUGGAUCAUAGCCUACAUCAGAGGGGACAUCAACCAUGGCCGCGACUCUUCUUACACUCCGUGCGUGGCCAACGUUUACAACUUCCCUUCCGCUUUUCUAUUCUUCAUAGAGACGGAGGCCACCAUCGGUUACGGCUACCGCUACAUCACGGAGAAGUGUCCUGAGGGCAUCAUCCUCUUCUUGUUCCAGUCGCUGCUGGGGUCCAUCGUGGACGCCUUUCUGAUCGGCUGCAUGUUCAUUAAAAUGUCCCAGCCCAAGAAGCGCGCCGAGACACUCAUGUUUAGCCAAGACGCCGUGAUCUCGCAGCGCGACGGCAAGCUGUGCCUCAUGUUCCGCGUGGGCAACCUGCGUAAUAGCCAUAUGGUGUCAGCGCAGAUCAGGUGCAAACUCAUAAAGUCUCGUCAGACUCCGGAAGGGGAGUUCCUACCUCUGGACCAGUGUGAGCUGGAUGUCGGUUUUGGAACGGGGGCGGACCAGCUCUUCCUGGUGUCUCCUCUCACCAUCUGCCACGAGAUCAAUCCCAAGAGCCCCUUCUUCGAUUUGUCCCAGCGCUCGCUUCUGAACGAGCAGUUUGAGAUCGUGGUCAUCCUGGAGGGCAUCGUGGAGACCACCGGCAUGACGUGUCAGGCGCGGACGUCCUACACGGAAGACGAGGUACUUUGGGGUCACCGGUUCCUGCCCGUCAUGUCCCUGGAGGAGGGCUUCUUCCGGGUGGACUACUCCCAGUUCCACAGCACCUUCGAGGUCAACACGCCGCCCUACAGCGUCAAGGAGCACGACGAGAAGUCCUCCCUGCCGUCGCCCCUCUACCCCCCCACGCCCCUGCUGGGCGAGACCCUUGGCACCACCACCCGCCGGGCCCGGGUCUUCUCCGUCGACUGCAUCAACACAGCGGAGCGGGAGGAGCGGGCCGGGCAUUCCAAGCUGCCCGGGAAGCUCCAGAGGAUGAGCUCGUCCGGCAGGGAGGACCUGCAGAGGAAGGUGCUGAUGCUGGGUUCCCAGCAGCACUCUGAGAAGGCCUGCAGCACUGGAGACCUGCCCCUCAAGCUGCAGCGGCUCAGCUCCUCCGGCCCCGAGGCAGAGACCCGGCUACAGCUCAAGGCCCUGAAGGUGGGCUUCGAACCCAUGACCCAGUCCACCGGAGACCUGCAGCUGCCAGCUGCUCCCACCCCCUUCCCGGCCCGUGACCACACCCCUUUGCCGUCGGGCGGUGGGAGAGGGGAGGACAACCUGCCAGACAAACUACGGAGGAUGAACGCCGACCGCUGAGGUCAUGGAGACCGGACUCUGCUUGACUCUGCGUCACAAGUGGGACCCUGCAUUACUUUCAAACAGGGCCAAUUUGGGACGCAGUCUCUGAUUACAUUUUGAGCAGGCUACCUUUUCUUUUGACCUCAAACCACUGGAGGGAUAGGACUCUGAACAUUUACUGAAGACAGUGAUAUGGAGGAAAGGUCAAAUGACGAUGCGCGUCACUAUUCUCUUGUUUUUCAAACACAAUCUUUACUGGAAUUACAAUGAUUUGUUUGGUUAACAUUGUCCAUACCUUGGUCUCACAAUACAGAAAACACACAUACCUGAUUUUAACAUCCUUGCACACAUACUACACAGAAGUGUGCAUGUAUACACUAAAUCCGUCUGAAUGCACUGUAUACCCCAUCUUUAACAGUAGUUUUAAAUGAAUAAAAUAUAUUUAAAAUGAUA
This is a messenger RNA of Esox lucius (northern pike), 2387 nucleotides long. RefSeq names its product potassium inwardly rectifying channel subfamily J member 19a (gene kcnj19a). The record is from RefSeq and is a predicted model, not a curated record. NCBI's taxonomy places the organism in Eukaryota, Metazoa, Chordata, Actinopteri, Esociformes, Esocidae. Gene Ontology annotation, cellular component: plasma membrane. The transcript has 3 exons. Bases 411 to 1952 code for a protein of 513 amino acids. Gene Ontology annotation, biological process: potassium ion import across plasma membrane; regulation of monoatomic ion transmembrane transport. Gene Ontology annotation, molecular function: G-protein activated inward rectifier potassium channel activity.